Messenger RNA from Stylonychia lemnae, 1026 nucleotides. NCBI's taxonomy places the organism in Eukaryota, Ciliophora, Spirotrichea, Sporadotrichida, Oxytrichidae. The record is from the annotation of a GenBank genome assembly.
AUGACCUAUCCUGGCCUGAGAUCACCCAUUGCAAUACUAUUCUUUGGUUCAAUACUUUUCUAAUGUAUCAGUAUUGUGUCAAUUACAGUGCCACCAAUCUAUGACAUUGGUGCCUCAACUUUGGAAAAGAUUUACAUGGGCUUUAUGUUUUGGACUUUUUUCUCUUUAAUGAGGGAAUUCGUCUUCUUUGAGUCAUUAUUUUAGACAGAUUGUGCAUAAAACAAUCCUAUGUUUAUUUCUCAAAAUUCCUAAGAUGAUUUGGGGUUAAUUGAUAGAUAAGGUUCUGGAUUUUCUGCAAUGAAUGCAAUAGGUACAACUAGCAGCUAAAUAAAAAAAUAUGGGUCUUAAUUUGAAAGAAGAAAAUAACUUUAAGAGAGACUAUUACGAGUACCAUUUGACAGAGCCUUGGAAGAAGAAAAAAUUCUGAAUACAGUAUUUCCAUCACAAGAUAUCAAGAAGCAUUAAUUACCUUUGAGUUAAUAGAAGAAUGAUGCCUUAGAUGAAGAUAUUUUAGAAUGUAGAAAAGUCGCAAGAUGCUUUGAUUGCUGUGCCUAUGAGUACUUCGAAAGAUAUGAAGAUGCUAAAUAAUUCAGGAGAGGAGUAGUCUGCUCAGUAGUAUUCUUUAUUGUAGCAGUGACGACUAAAAAUUUUGCUCACAUGUUUUUAUACUACUACAAUAUAGUCUAAGUAGGAAAUCGAGGAAAAAUCUCAGAGUUUGAGCCUCUCAAGAAAUAUUACUGGUUCUUGUUUUUAGCAUUUACAAUAAUCAUUCAGAAGUUCAUGAUUCAUCGAAUAACUGAGGCGUCAAUAAGAGCUGAUGAUAGGAAAGAUAGAAUUAGAAAUCAUUAGUUUGCUAUGUAGAUCAAUGCCUUACUUAGAUCUGUAGAGCUAUUAGUCUUUCUUAUUGGCAUGAUUAAGCAUUUCUAAAUAAAAACUGAUGAAAUAUAGCAAACCAACAAUUCAUUUCAUUAAGACUCAAAGAAUAUAUCGCCAAUUGGUCUCAAAAGAGUAUCAGAUGCAAAAUGA